Polistes canadensis is the source of this 1649-nucleotide messenger RNA. RefSeq names its product F-box/WD repeat-containing protein 9-like. The record is from RefSeq and is a predicted model, not a curated record. Bases 127 to 1494 code for a protein of 455 amino acids. Lineage: Eukaryota; Metazoa; Arthropoda; Insecta; Hymenoptera; Vespidae. Gene Ontology annotation, molecular function: protein binding. The transcript has 7 exons.
AAGUGCUACCAAUGUUACAAUGAGUAGUGAAUGAGUCAUGCGCACCUAUAGAAGGUAAAGAGAUAUAUAUAAAAGGUAACAAGUAACACAACAAUAAUACUUCUGUUAAAGGGACUACUUGCGUGUAUGUUUUAUUUCUUUCACGAUUUCCCUCUUUUAUUCUUUAUAAUAUUUAUUUAUAAAAAUUUCCUCAAGGAUCGAAUAUGUUCUUAUAAAAUAUUUGGAAAAAAAUAUCAACGACUCAUAUUUAUAUUCUACAUUAAAAUGUGUGAUGAAGAAGCAAACGUCGAACAAAAUGAAAAUGAUCAAUCUGACAGAGAAGAAGAGUUCAUUUCAUUGUUGGAUCUUCCAAUCGAGAUAUUUCUCCACAUCUGCUCGUUCCUCGAUGCGGAAACGUUGAUGCACAGUUUGAGUUUAGUUUGUAAACAAUUUUACGAAGUACUGAACGACGAUUUAUUCUGGAAAAUGCGAAUUAACCAAAUAUUCCAAAAUACUGGCUAUCCGUUAUUGCCUCCUGCCGAGGAUGAUGAACUUUUUUGGAAAUUGUCAUGUGUAGCCAUCGAGAAACAAACUUCAUUAUGGAAAAACGAACACUCGAUGGAAAAGUUGUCUCUUACAAAUGUACAAUACGGUACUAUAGAUGGUCUUCUGUUAAUGCACGAUGGAAAAAUUUGUAUAUCUGGGGCAAGGGAUCGAUCUCUGGUAUGUUGGAAUCUUCCCGUUGAAGAAAACGAUCAUGUGAGAUAUACUUGUAUAGAUUUGGCUCAUAACGGAUGGAUAUGGGAUUUAAUAGCGAUAGACAACAUGGUCUAUAGCUGUAGUUGGGAUCAAAACAUCAAGGCUUGGAAUCUCACAACUACUGGCCUUGUCCACUUCAAAACUUAUGAGAUGAUCGUUACAAGUGCUCUGCUUUGCAUAGCUUCUUGCCCGGAAUUAGCACUCUUCGCUACAGGCUCAUUUUGUAAAACUGUAUUGGUAUUCGACUCAAGAGCAGGAUAUAAUCCUAUUGCAAGAUAUCAACCGCAUCAGAGAGCCGUUAUUCGACUUGCUAUGAAUUCUAAUUAUAUAUUAUCUGCCAGUGAGGAUAAAACCGUCUCAAUAUGGGAUCAAAGAGCUGGAAGAAUCAUGAAAACAGUUACAAUCUCAAAAGAAUCAUUUCCUAUGAGUAUGUCGAUGCAAAAAGAUUUGGUAUAUGUCGGCGAUAGUAACGCGAAAUUACACGUGUUAGAUUUAAAGAGAGAGUUCGAACCUGUUAAAUGUUACGAAACGGAACAUAAGAAAGGAAUAACUGGUGUUCAUUUUACUACUGGAUGCUUAAUUACAAGUUCCACGGAUAAAACAGUGAGAAUUUCAACUCCCACAGAUCCGCCACAAAAUUUUACAACUCUCACUUGUGGUUAUGGGGAGAUAGCUAGUACAGAUUAUUUGAACAAUGUCCUUGCUGUGUCUGGUACCGAAGGGAUAGAAAUUUGGAGACCUCGCACAAGAACAUGAUGUUCAUGAGUCUUAUUAUAUAUAUAUUAUUGCUAAGAACAUUUACAUUUUUAUAUUCAUUCUACACUCUUACGAGGAAUUAUAUAAUUCAAGUAUAUAUUAUGAUUUAAUAAAGGCUUUGCUCUAUAUAAGUUUGCUAGGAUAUAAAAAGACAA